Messenger RNA from Trichoderma aggressivum f. europaeum, 1137 nucleotides. RefSeq lists its product as uncharacterized. Gene Ontology annotation, molecular function: magnesium ion binding; NAD binding; isocitrate dehydrogenase (NAD+) activity. The transcript is spliced from 3 exons. NCBI's taxonomy places the organism in Eukaryota, Fungi, Ascomycota, Sordariomycetes, Hypocreales, Hypocreaceae. Bases 1 to 1137 code for a protein of 378 amino acids. The record is from RefSeq and is a predicted model, not a curated record. Gene Ontology annotation, biological process: isocitrate metabolic process; tricarboxylic acid cycle. Gene Ontology annotation, cellular component: mitochondrion.
AUGCUGUCACGAAGCUCUCUCCGGACCGCCCAGGUCCUUCGCGCCGCUGCCCAGCCCCAGCAGCUCAGCCGAUCCUUCGCCACCGUCCAGUCCGACAUCUUCAAGCCUGCCAAGUUUGGCGGCAAGUACACCGUCACCCUGAUUCCUGGAGAUGGCAUCGGUGGAGAGGUUGCCGAGUCCGUCAAGACCAUCUUCAAGGCCGACAACGUGCCUGUCGAGUGGGAGCAGAUCGAGGUGUCUGGUGUCGAGGAGAGCGCGCUGCGAACCGAGGAGGCCUUCCGCGAGAGCGUGGCCUCGCUCAAGCGCAACAAGCUCGGCCUCAAGGGCAUCCUGCACACGCCCGUCAGCCGCUCCGGCCACCAGAGCUUCAACGUGGCCAUGCGCCAGGAGCUGGACAUUUACGCCAGCAUCUCGCUGAUCAAGAACAUCCCCGGCUACGAGACCCGCCACAAGGACGUCGACCUGUGCAUCAUCCGUGAGAACACCGAGGGCGAGUACUCUGGCCUCGAGCACCAGAGCGUCCCCGGCGUCGUCGAGUCCCUCAAGAUCAUCACCCGCGCCAAGUCGGAGCGCAUCGCCAAGUUCGCCUUCGCCUUUGCCCUCGCCAACGGCCGCAAGAAGGUCACCUGCAUCCACAAGGCCAACAUCAUGAAGCUGGCCGACGGUCUCUUCCGCAGCACCUUCCACCAGACCGCCAAGGAGUACCCGACCCUCGAGGUCAACGACAUGAUUGUCGACAACGCCUCCAUGCAGGCCGUCUCCCGCCCCCAGCAGUUCGACGUCAUGGUCAUGCCCAACCUGUACGGCGGCAUUCUGUCCAACAUUGGCGCCGCCCUGGUCGGUGGCCCUGGCAUCGUCCCCGGCUGCAACAUGGGCCGUGAGGUUGCCGUCUUCGAGCCCGGCUGCCGUCACGUCGGUCUGGAUAUCAAGGGCAAGGACCAGGCCAACCCCACUGCCAUGAUUCUCAGCGGCAGCAUGCUCCUGAGACACCUCGGCCUCGACGACCACGCCAACCGCAUCUCCAAGGCUGUCUACGGUGUUAUCGCCGAGGGCAAGGUUCGCACACGGGAUAUGGGCGGUGAGUCGACAACACACGAGUUCACCAAGGCCAUCCUCGACAAGAUGGAGACCAUCUAA